GAGCGGGCGUUUAGAAAUCACGAGAAAGUAACAAUGCAGAAAUGUCUUUUUUUAUACUGACUGUUGUCAAAACGUCUACAGUUUGGAGGAGAUGAAAUCUGCGUGAACAGUCAUCAAGUCACGAGACACGGGUGAAAUGAGGCACUGUCUGUGUAACUGCAGUGCAACAGUCUUCUGAGUUAUGAUGGAAACCAUUCAGGAUGCUGUACAGGCGCAGCCUACAACUAAAAUGGAGGAGCGAGAGGCUCUGAUCCUGGAACUACAGGAUGUCAUCACUGAGCUACACCAGGACAUGUCUCUGAAAGGACAGCACGAGCUCCAGCAGCUUCAGCAGCUCCUUCAGCUGGAGGCCAAAGUCAAAGAGCUUCAAGAGCAGGUGCAAGGUUCAGAGGGGACUAUAGUGCAGCUGAGACUAGAGUUGGCAAAGAAAGCAGAGAGCAGCAGUGCCACACUGAAUGUCGCUUCCAGUGAUUUCACCAACCUCAGAGGAACAGAGCUGUUGAAAAGUGAGUUGUCACGUCGGGACGCGAGCAUCCAAAGGCUCCGGCAAGACCUGCUUCUCUCUCAUCAGGCCCGUGACGCCCAGAGCGUUCAGCUGGACGUCCAAGAGCAGAGACUGUGGGAUCUGCAGAGAGAGCUGCAAGAAAGCCAGCAGGAGCUCCAGAGGGGAAACGACCGCUACCAGCAGCUUCACGGGCAGCUACAAGAUGCCAGGAAGCAAGAUCAGGAGCUUCAAGCUCAGCUCUCAGAGGUGAAAGGGAAUCUGGUGAAGCUAGAGAAUGAAGGUCUCCUGGGAAUCAAAAAACACCAGACCACUGAGGUGGAGAGAGUCACUGCAGAGCUUGGUUUGGUUCAGUCCACGGUGGAGCAAAAGAGCAAAGAGGCCCGAGAAGCUAGGAAGAAAUGCCAUGAACUGGAGGAUGAGCUUUCUAUUGUCCGAGCCCACCUGAGCCGGUGCCAGGAAGGAACGCACGGUGCCAAAAACACAGCUGAGCAGAUCCAGCGGCUGGAGGAGGAAGUGUCCAGGCUGAAAUCUCAGCGUGGUUCAGUCAGUCAGCAGGAAUGGUGCCGGCUCCGGAGGGCACAAGAGGAGCUGAAAGAGAGAGAAGAGGAGUGGAAGAAAGACAAAACCUUUCUUCAAGAGCAGCUGGAUGGCGUCAGAGAGGAGCUCCACCGCGCCAACCUCAGGGAAGAAGAGCAUCGGCUGAAAGUGCUGCAGAUUGAUGAACUCCAAAGAGAGGUUGACAAGACGCUGGCAUUGCUUGAAAAGGAGAGAGAGGAUUGCAUAAAGGCCGAGGAGCUGGAACGGCUGAGAGAAGAGCAACUCAAGGACAAGGUCAGUCAUCAAGAAGAAUGGAUCGCAGACCUGCAGAGACAGCUGGAAAAGGCUGGAUUCGACCAGAAGGAGAAAGAGCUAAAGGAAUGGAAAGAGCGCUGGUACUCUGUCUCAGAGAGCCUCGGGCACACACACAUACAGCUCCAGCAGGCCCAGAACAGCCUGGAAAUACAGCAAGAGAAGAACCACAGUCUGCAGGAUGAUGUAGACAAGCUCCAUACUGCGCUGGUGGAAGAACGGUCCACAGUGUCCAGGCUGAAGCAUGAGCUACAGGAAGCAGAACAUCAGAGGGAUCUCCUGGGCUCCGGAGCAGCUGAGCUGAACUGGGACUUCCAGCAGAAAGACUGCAGGCGGCUCGCAGAGCAAGACGAGGUGUCCAGUAGAGAUGAGACGGUUCGGAGGUUGACAGCAGACCUGCGGGCCGCUCAGGAGAAUCUGACCGCUGCACAAGAGGAGAAGGCGGAGCAGAUGCAGCAGGUCAUGUCUAAGGAAGAGGAGGUCGUGGCUCUUCAGAAGGAGGUGAGCAGACUUCAGGAGAUCCUGAAACAGAGAGAAGACAUAAUGGAGAAGAGCAAACACAACACGACACAGCUCCACCGAGAGACAGACUCCCUUUACAGUCAGUGUGAAGUCCAGAAGGAGGAGUUUUGUGAUCUGCGUGAGGAGGUGCAGCAAUGGCAACAGGUGGUGCGGGAACAGAAAGAGAGCCGGGUGAAGGAGGUGCAGGCCCUUGAGGAAGAAAACCAUCUGCAGCAGCACAGAGAUAACCUGGCCUCCUGCAGGGCGGCAGCUCUCCGCAGUCAGGAUGCUGAGCUGACUGAGCUGAAGGCUGGUCUGCUGGAGGCUGAGAAACUGGCCACAGACGCAGAGGCCCGACUGCAACCUCUUAGCGAAUCCCUCGAGCUCUGCAAACACAAGUACCAGGCCUGCCUCAGCAAGAUCGCACAACUGGAGAACACGCUGCAUGGCCGCGAGGAGGACCUGAGAGAGGCCCACAAUCGGGUGGCAGAGAGGGAAGAGCAGGUCCUGCGUCUGAGGGCUCAGGUUGUAGCUGCGCAGGGGGAUCUGCAGGUACACCGAGCCCAGCUGGAGACUGGGGAUGAUGCCCUUGCAGCUCUGAGCCAGCAGCUCCGAGACACACUGAGAGAGCUGGAGCACAGCCGUGAGCGACGACAGGAGUGUGAGCUGCUCAUCAGCACUCUCAGAGACACCGCUGCUGCCCUUCGCCGACAGAUUGACGAGCAAGAAGAGAUGGUAGCGAAGACACAGGCUGAUUUCUCCAUCUACCGUGCCACCCACGUUCACUCCGACUCAGACUACGAAUCCCAGCUGUCCCGCGUUCAGGAACUGGAGCACGCGCUGUUCCAGUCGCUGGAGCGCUGCGGUCAAAGCGCCCAGGAGCUGCGGGUGUGCCAGGUGGAGUUGGCACGGCACCGAGAUUCCAGUGCGGCAGAGGUGCAGCGGCUGCAAGAGCAGGUGAGGAAGCUCCAGGCGGAUGCAGCCGAGGAGGGCCGGAGACGAGAACAGGUUGAUGCUCUGGAACAGAAAGUAGCCCGUCUGGAAAGAGAGCUACAGGCAGCUCAAAGGCAGUGUGACCAGGCUAUACAGAAGAGAGACCCCCUGCUGAGACAGUCCGAGGCUGAUCUUCUGCAGGCGCGGGAGAGGAUCCGAAGCAAGGCGGCGGAGGCGGAGAGGCAGGCCGUCUUCGCUCGCGGGCUGGAAGCUGAUCUGCAGAGAGCCAAGAAAGUGAAAAGGCAGAGGGAGAAAGAGUGCGCCUUGCUCAAAACACAGAUGCUUCAGCUCAGAGAACAACUGAAGGAGGCUCACAACACCUGCAGAGACACGGCCCAGGAGCUGAUGCAGCAGCAGGAGAAAGAGCAGCUGUUGGAGAGAGGUCAGCGUCUGGCUCAGGAGCAGCUCUCAGAGCGUGUGAAGGAGGUGGUGCAGGCAGAGAAAGCCCAGAGGAAACUCCAGGCAGAGCUCAAGAGGAUAACAGAGUGUCUGGAAAGCACCCAACUGGAGCUCCAGGACUCACGGAGGAUGCUGGAGCAGAUGAAGACAGAGGCCAGCAGCAGCAGACAGGAAGCCCUGGGGCUCCAGCAGAAAAAACAGCAGAUUCAGGAAGAGCUGGACAUUAGCAGAGAGACCGUCACAGCUCUGCAGACUAAGCUGUGUGAACAAGAGAAGCUUCUAAACACACAUCAGGAGCGUGUCUGUGAGCUGGAGGCCACCAUCCACAGACUGCAGGAAGAGGAAGUGAACAGCCAGAAUCGGCUGCAACUGUGCAGGAGAGAUUUGGAGACCAAAGAUGAACAAGUGCAGAAGCACUACCAAGAGAUGAGCUCUCUGCAGGCGACAGUGUCCAGACUGAAGCUGGAUCUGCAGCAGGAGCAGGAGAGAUGGCGGCAGGGAAUACGAGAGGCAGCCAAGGCCGAUCAGAGAGGAAGAGAGCUGAGGCUGGAGCUCAGCGCAGCACAGGCCUCCCAUAAAGAGUAUAUGGAGCUGCUGGCUGAGUACAGUCGAGAGGUGACGGCCCAGAGGAGCGAGCAGGGCCGUCUGCAGCAGUGCCUGAUCCAGCUGACAGAGGAGAGGGAGUCUCAGGAGGAGCGAGUUAGGCAGAUGAGCGCAGAUCUACAGAGAGCGCACAAUGAGAGCAGGUGCUCUCAGGAGGAGGCCCGGGCGUGUGAGGGGCGUCUGGCGGAGCUGCAGACCCAGCUGACGCGCUCACUGCAGUGGACAGAGGCCAGAGACCAGGAGGUGCUCGUGCUGGAGAUAGAGAUGGCCUCUCUCAGAGACAACUACACCGCUAAAGCAGCUCAGGUGGAGGCUUUGCUCUCACAGAUGGACGCUGUCAAUCAGAAGUACAGCACAGCUGUGUGUGAGGCAGAUGUUCUGCGGCAGUGUUUAGGAGACGCACGGAGUGACAGCUCUCGACUUCACAGGGAAAGUGAGCUGGUCGUGACCAACGUCAACCAGUGGGUGAAGGAGCAAAAGCACACUAAUGAGAAACUGGCACUCAAGAUCAAAGAGCAGAGCAGGAAGAUCAUCCACCUGACAGCCGAGAGAGAACACCUUCAGGAGAAUGCGAAGGGUUUACAGGGGGAAAUCAGGAGGCUGAAAGCAGAGCUGGAUAAAGAGAGAAUGGAAGCAGAGCGACUGAAGAGAGCAUAGGGCUCGACUAAAAGCCUUGAUGAACUGUGGAAGAAUGAGAGAGCUCAUUAUAUCAUGGGAACGUGCCUUAGAAUUCCUCCGUAGCCUUUGACCUUUCAUCUUCCACGCAACAGCGGUCAGACCUUCAGAGCUCUCCGAAGUCAAAAGCCGAGGUUGGAAGACGCCAAAAGCCAGGCAAGAUAGAGAGAGACGCAGCUCUCAUGAAUGAGCGUAAUUAUGAUGGACGUGUCUGGAAAUAAUGGCUGUUCGGUUAAUUGGAGGAGCCCAUUGAAGCAGUAAUGAUCUUGUUUAUGAGGUGGCUGUAAAUAAAAUUGCGUGUCGUUUGUUCUUGCAGUGAAGAAUGAGGCAGAAGAAGAAGAAGAAGAAAGCACUUCUUGAUCACCGGCAAACCUGUGCCCAGCAGUGCCUGAGCGACGCGGAUGGUUUUCUGCAGACAAACACACUUCGCUGAGAGACUAGUGAAUGGAUCUUUGUUUGUUCCUUUCCUGAAACCAGUCAUUGGUCUUGAAAAACGUCUUGAAUAAUCAUCCAAAAGCAACACCGGUUUGCACAAAAAAGAAAGGAAUAGUAGAAUACAGUGUGAUAAAUGUUUAUAAAAAAGGGGAAUCAUUAUGUUCCCGGUCAAAUGUUUUUACUUGAAAUUGUGUGAAUAGUUUCAACACUCUGAAAAUUUAUUUUACGAUUCGGAUUUUUGACCCACAAAUUUCCUGGUUAACGACAGGUGCGUAAACCCAAAUAUUUCACGCAUCUGAUUGAUUUUUUUAUAUUUUAUUUUUGUUGUUGAUGCCAUGCUGUACUGUUUGAGCUUUAGAAAAGAACGCACAUGCACAAUCGAACAUUAAAAUUUAGGGGGGAAAAUCUAAUAUUAUUUAUAAUGUUCACGUUUUAUGAAAAAAAAGAUGUUUUAAAAAUAGUUGUUAGAAUAAAUAAUUGUAGAAAAUUUGUUUUAAAAAAUAUAUUUUACAAACUUUUUUUGUAAUGUGUAAAAAAUUAUAAUGUUAAAUAUUAUAUCGAAUACAUUUCAGAUCAGUUGACCCAGGACAUAGCGAUUACAUCCAGAAUAUUAACAUAAAAGAGAGAAAAAUAGCACUCGCCAUUAUUUAGGGCUUUGACGUUCAUUCAUUUUCAUUUAAAUACAAAGACCACAUACAUGCAGCCAAAAUUAACUUUAAGAAAAACACACACAAAAUAAUUCCCCCUCUUUGCAUCUGCAGAAAGUGUCCAUUACAUAAUUUUCCUAUUUAUUAUUUAUGUCAACUGUCUGACUUCUUUACACUUGGCUUCUUGGCCACUGUACACUUCCUUUCCUUUGUAAUGUCACUAUUGUCUCAUCUUCUGCAUUUCAAAUUAAUAACCUGAUACAAAAACCUGUGCUUUCUGUUUUUCUGCGCGAAAUCAUCAGGUACAUCAUUCGCAUAUAAAUCACGACUCGCAUUGUCAUUUUGUUUGACAGAUAUAGAGUACACCACCCUUGAAAAGCAGCGGCAGAAAGUAAUUGCUGUCGUGAGGUCACUCAGGUCACUAUACAUCGCUGAUCCAGCAAAAACUAGUCUAAGAUGGUUUGCUGGUCUAAGCUCAUUUAGGAUUACCUCUAAGGCUGACCAUGCUGGUCUUCAACUGGUGUCUUCCAGCCAAAAAAAUACCUAAAACCAGCAGAGCAUCUUAAUACUGUUUUUCCUGCAUUAGCCAUCAAGGCUUUCUUAAUCAACAAGCUUCACCAGCCCCUGAGAAACACUGAAGAGCACAAACAAACCUGGGCCAGCUUGAGACUUCACGUCUUAACUGGACUUUUCAUCUCGGCGCUCAUCGUAGAAAUGAUUAAAUCACUUCUGACGCCCCUCGUGUUCGUUUCUAUACCGACAUCGGCUGCUGAUUUAUUUUUGUCUUUCAAAUUAAAUUUGCUGACGUGCGAUAUUUCAUUUUUAAUGAACAUUCUACUGUGAAUUUUGUGCCUAGUUACAUUUCUGGUGUACGGCGACGAACGCGAGCGUGAAUUCUACCGGCAGGUAAAGUUUCAAUGCUGCUUCUGUCAUAGUUUGUGGUUUAAAAAAAGUUAUGCUGGUACAUUAAUCCAUCCUGUAAUAUUACCUCAUGUGACUGAUAUCCUAAUGCCAUUUUAAUGGAUUUUACGUUGAAAGCAAUGAAAAGAUUGUCAUAUUAUUUAGCCAGCAACAUUAAUAGCACUUUUAGAUGAUUAAAUAAAGCCAUGCCUCAUUCUCUAUGUCAUCGUGCGUUUCCUAUAAACGCCAAUCACUCAAUAAACCUGACACCUGUUUGUAUUUGGCAGCUUUUUUUAACUAGCCAGGAUUAAAUGAAAGCAUUUCAGCGGAUGACUGGAAGCAAACGAUCUAUUUCCUUGCGCGUCGAUGCUAUUAAGAGUAAAACCGUCCUGCUUGAGCUGCACUGAUAGCUGCGCUCCGCUCACACACGCAUGUGGAGAGCGUGGAGCCGAUUGAGGGCUUGUUUGAAGUGUUCUGAGUCCCGAGUGACAAGCUGUGAAAUCAAUAGACAACAGUCAAUACCCAACACUUAAGGUGCCUGAUGAAAAAAAAAAAAAAAAAAGAACGCCGAUAAUUGUUAUUAAUUCUCCGAUUUUCCCAGAGCACUGUUUAAGGCCAAUUCUAGUGAAACAGACUUCUCAAACACAAUGGUGCCCCGAAGCUACGCAACCGUAAUCAUGCAAAACAAGGUUGUGAUUAUGUUGCAAAUAAUGAGGAAGGACUGCGAACAGCAGUGAACAAUAGCGUAAGUAAUAAGUGGGUCAUAUGCGUUCGUGUAGCGCUGUUGAUCUUCGCACAUCUCAUUUUCAGGCUCGUCUAUGAGUGGGUUGUGUUCCAAGUAAGGCAAUGAAGCAACUUCAUUCAAGACGCGUUAUAGACAAGUCUGGUAAAAAAAGCGACAGUUUCAAAAAAGUCGUGAUAAAAAGGGAUGAAGGUAAUGUAUGAAUAACAUUCUGAUUGAAACCAUUUUUUAUGCCCCUCUCCUCGAACCCAGAUGAGCCAAUGGCAGUCGAGUAUCAGUUGCACGGAGAGUGAAACUCGGACACUUUACGAUCCAGUGAAGCAACUCUGGUAGCUCACAUAACAAAGAUAACAUGACCAAUGUGGUACGUAUAGAUUAUAUUGGACACGCACAUUCAUACCAGAUCCUCUGAUUCAUAAAAUGCAGGACAAAAUAGGGACCUACUCUAUGAUUUUUGACAGCGUGUCAGUUUACAUCAAUAGUGGAUUUUCUGAAGUUGCUUCAUUGCGUCAGUAGAUGGCGACUUUCUCAAUAAUUAAUCCUAUCAAACCAUACAUCAAUGGAAAGCGUCUUUAUUCGGCCCAUUUUAAAAUAGGUAGAAUAGAAUAAUAUUGCGCUCGUACACUAAAGAGAGCAAAUAUAUAUACAGCAAAAAGUUUUUGCAAAGAUUUCACAACAAAACGACAAGCGAGUCACGAUCUGAAGUGUGCAUCAAAUACGACGGAGGCUUAAACGCAGGAAUUUAGGAAAUGACUCUUCUGGAUCUUAUUGCCAUUUUCAACAAGUCUCUCGAGUCGGUUAACGGCGCGACUGAAUGUUUUCAGACAUUUCACUUCAUAAGGACAGUGGACACGGUCGGUUCCCGUUCAAAGCUGAAAUGGAGACUCGCUCCUUAUUGCUUUUCUGUUUGUUGACAAUGACAAAUACAUGACACGACCCCUCCCUCUUUAGUCGCCCCCUAAAUCUCAGAGCGGAGGGCAUCUGCUCCAAACCCGCCCCGGAAAAUGAACGGGCUUCGAGACCCGAAGCAUCCUGGGAUCCCGAGCUCAUUCUGUGAGGUGAGGUUUUACUCUUAAGCCACCGGCUCAUAUUCACACUGACACCGAGGCCAUUAUAAUUCUCUCCAUCAUCACAAAGACCUUCAGCGGAAAUCUCUUGUAAAGAUGACUGCUGGCACUGCCAUUCAGGAAGAGGAUUUUAAAAUGUCAGCCAAUAUCAGAGAUUUGCCUCAUUAAAGAGGGUCGAGGGGGGGGGGUUUUCCUAAGACCAUCAUGAGAGGGAAGAGUUCAGGGGAAAUAUAGUGUAUAGUGGUCCAUCUAUUAUUUCAUAAUGCUAAGAACGCUAACAACUCUGUGUACUCUACAGCUGGAUAGGGUAAAACAUUCAACUAAUAGAUAUGAUCAGAAUUUCCCCAGCGCACAAUUUUGUACUUAAUAUACUAAAAAUGAUUCAAUACUUCUUAAGAUCAUCUAAGUGUGCUUUUGAGACAUGAAUACGUACUAAAAUGCACUCUUAACAUACUAUGUUUGCUUUUAAAAGUGUAUUAAGUUACCACUUGUAGCGCACUUAAACCAAACUUCCUACUAUAGUACACUCAAGUGUCAAGUCAAGACAUGGAAGAUCUCAAAACUGACCUAAAAGUGGUUUAGCCGUUACUAUGAUCGGUGACCGCAAGUAAUCGGUUAGCAUCAUGUAAUGUGUAACCUAUCACACCCUUGUGAUGUUCGUGAAAAUGCUUUGCAAAACGAAGAAAACAAACACUCAGCGAAGGACAUUUUAUCACGCAGGGUCAUCAGUCGUAAUUAUUAGCUCACCUCUGUCCGAUGGGCGUCUGAUUAAAUGUCCCCUGGCUGUGGUGAACAACUGAAUUCUGAGAUGUCUGUCGAGCUCACGCCAGUGGAUCUCACCAGGAUUUUACUGAAGUCUGGAAUAU
Puntigrus tetrazona (Sumatra barb) is the source of this 9182-nucleotide messenger RNA. Its product is annotated as trichohyalin. The coding region runs from base 182 to 4507 and encodes 1441 amino acids. The record is from RefSeq and is a predicted model, not a curated record. Lineage: Eukaryota; Metazoa; Chordata; Actinopteri; Cypriniformes; Cyprinidae. Gene Ontology annotation, biological process: spermatogenesis. The transcript is spliced from 34 exons.